This is a messenger RNA of Exophiala xenobiotica, 1446 nucleotides long. RefSeq lists its product as uncharacterized. NCBI's taxonomy places the organism in Eukaryota, Fungi, Ascomycota, Eurotiomycetes, Chaetothyriales, Herpotrichiellaceae. The record is from RefSeq and is a predicted model, not a curated record. The transcript has 2 exons. Bases 68 to 1258 code for a protein of 396 amino acids. Gene Ontology annotation, molecular function: dioxygenase activity.
UUUCAUUCUGUUGCCAUUCCCUUGAGACAUAAAAUAUCAAUACUAGUAUAAACAGUCUAUAUCUACGAUGUCAUUCACCAGCAUCCCGAUCCUAGAUCUCUCCCUGGCCCGCGAUCCCGCCACAAAGUCGCAACUACUAACCGACCUCCGCCAUGCUCUUCUCGAAGUCGGCUUCCUCUAUAUCAAAAACACAGGGAUUCCACCUAGCCUCAUCUCGGAGGUGAUCUCACUCGGCAAAUCAUUCUUCGACCUGCCCGAGGACAAGAAACUCGAGAUCGAAAUGAAAAACGCCCCCUCUUUCCUCGGCUACAACAAACUGGGCAUGGAAAUCACGCGCUUCAAGACAGACUGGCGCGAGCAGAUCGAUCUGUCGACGCCUCAUCCUGUCCCUGGCCCGAACGACCCUUUAUAUCGUAACUUGCUGGCUCCGAAUCAAUGGCCCGACCCAGAUGCCCUACCCCGGUUCAGGGAAGUUUAUGAGGAGUACAUGACCCGCAUGGGGGACAUGAGCAUGGAAUUCACCAGCCUCAUCGCCGAGGCCAUUGGACUGCCCACCGACGCAUUCGCACAGUUCUUUGACGAGGCGCAGCAGCACAAGCUCAAGAUUGUCAAGUAUCCGGACCUUGCGGAAUUGGGUGUUGAGGGCGAAGCCCAGGGCGUAGGGCCACACAAAGAUAGCAUGCUGACCAGCUACCUUCUGCAAGCGAGUCACCAUCGCGGCCUGCAGGUGCAGAACGCGGAUGGCAAAUGGGUCGAUUGUCCGCCUAUUGACGGGACAUUUGUCGUGGCGAUCGGCCAGGGAAUGGAAGCACUCACACAAGGCGUGUGCCAGUCGACGACGCACAGGGUGCAGAGUCCAGCGCGCGGAUCAGGAGCACGGUAUAGUAUACCGUUCUUCCAGGGCGUCAGUUACGACGCCACGUUCGAGAGUAUGGAUGUGCCGGAAUCGGUGAAGAAGUUGAGAGCGGACAUCCUCGAGAGGAGAGGCGGGCAGAGGCUCGAUGAUAUCGAGUUCACCUUCAUCAAGGGCUUGUGGAGCAGGCUCGGCGAGGCGACGCUGAUGAACAGGAUCAAAAGCCAUCCAGAUGUCGGGGAAAGAUGGUAUCCCGAAUUGCUGAAAAAGAUCCGAGAGGAUCAGGCCGACGAAGCGGCCAGAUUUGCUGCAAAGGAAGCCGCUUCGUCGAUAUCCGCGUCAAUACCUGCACAGCCGCAGUCGAUACAGGCGCACUGUUCGGCUGGCAGCUUAACUUACGAAUAAAAUACUGAAUCCAAGCCGAAGGAAUCGUCCUGCUUUAAGAGGAGACGUACAUUCGAUAUUGUUGUAUCCGUAGACUGCUGCCAAUUAAAUGAUACCGCUUGGACGGCCAUCUAGGCAGUCUUUGAGGGUCGCCUCGACCCUUAGGGGCUGUCCAAGCGUGGUAUGUCUCUCACCAUGGGCAACCUGCU